Molecule: messenger RNA, 993 nt
Organism: Periconia digitata
Lineage: Eukaryota; Fungi; Ascomycota; Dothideomycetes; Pleosporales; Periconiaceae
Source: the annotation of a GenBank genome assembly
AUGAUAUUGCAUGUGGAUGUCUCACUCUUCCCACACAGUUCCCAUUUCGUCGUCGUCAUGGGCUUAUAUCUCGACCAGAACAGCUGGUACCAUCUGUACCACAAAAAUGAAUCCUCAAAUGCCAUGGUGGGGACGAUUUUGUACGACAAGACCAAAGACGCAGGGGCUGUCUACUCAGCGCUCUUCAAUACUUCAGACACAAGACAAUUUUGGCAAUUCUAUCCAAUCGACUCGGAAUACUAUGUAUUGCGCUCACAGCAAGGAGGGGCAGAGGCGGUUCUGGGCACAGGGCUUAACGACGUAGAGGACACACCAGGUGGAUUACGACCUCGCAUGACACGCAUCAACGCCAACGAUGAUUCAAUAUAUUGGAAAUUGACUCCUUCGGGGGAUGGAAGCUUCUAUUUCAGCAACAAGAGGAACCAAACCUCGUGGCGUCUCGCGCGCAAGCAAGGUGUUGAUGCGAAAAUGAUUAUGGAUUCGAACAUUGAAGGGAAGUCAGAUCUGCAACGGUGGAGAUACGAAAAGCUGGAUACGAGCAUCAAUAACUCCAAAUUCUCCUCGCUUCCCUUUCCAAUAGCGAGUUCGACUACAUCGUCAUCAGGCUCGACUUUCAGCACAGGCACACCACCACCUGAUCCGCACCCAAAAGAGACGACGAGCUCAACAGAUGCAUCAACAGGUUUAUCGACAGGCACCAAACUCGCAAUCGGACUGUCCAUUGGUCUCGCUGCGCUCAUUGGGCUCAUAAUCCUCGGCUUAUUCGUAUGGAGGAAGCGCAGAAACACCCGGCAUCCGAAAACCCAGAUGCCAUGUAUCGCCAAUGGCAAAGACCUCGUUAUGGCGUACGAAAUCGAUCAGGAUAGCACAGUCAAACACGAAUUGGCCUCCCAACAACAAUUCUCGGAAAUGCCAUACAACCCUCGCCCGGUGGAAAUGCCUAUGAAUCUUCCUCCUGCUGAGCUACCCAGCUCGCCGCUGCAGAGGCGUUAG